CUUCCGGCGGGCCGUUCCGGCUGGGCAGACGUGGCUUUCCGGUUCUGGAGUCCGAGCAGAGACCCCCGGCUGCCGACAGAAUGGAGCUGGAGGCCAUGAGCAGAUACACCAGCCCGGUGAACCCGGCCGUCUUUCCCCACCUCACCGUCGUGUUGCUGGCCAUCGGCAUGUUCUUCACCGCCUGGUUCUUCGUCUACGAGGUCACGUCUACCAAGUACACGCGGGACAUCUACAAGGAGCUGCUCAUCUCGCUCGUGGCCUCUCUCUUCAUGGGCUUCGGGGUCCUCUUUCUGCUGCUCUGGGUCGGCAUCUACGUGUGAGCGGCUGAAGGUUUUGUGUGCAUGGAAUCCUGGGUGUCCCGCCUUUGUUUCCCUGAUAGUUUUUGUACAAUUGCUAAAUAUGAAUUUCCAUGACUUCUAAUAAAUGCAGCUGUUUGCCUUUGUACAUAAA
Molecule: messenger RNA, 450 nt
Organism: Sarcophilus harrisii (Tasmanian devil)
Lineage: Eukaryota; Metazoa; Chordata; Mammalia; Dasyuromorphia; Dasyuridae
Gene: TMEM258
Product: transmembrane protein 258
Exons: 4
Coding region: 81-320 (79 amino acids)
Biological process (GO): protein N-linked glycosylation
Cellular component (GO): membrane-bounded organelle
Source: RefSeq, a predicted model, not a curated record